AUGCUAUGCGAAGGUGACACGCAUUUGAAAGAUGGCGAGGCGAGGGCAGUUCUUCGGACCGGAGGCUCGCUGCUGGCUGGCUCGGAUUGGACUAACCCUCGGUCCAAUGGAAAGACGACACGUGCGAAGGGGGCUGGUCUGAGGCGUGCGAGGGGUGUGCGAGGAGCGUGCGAGGAUCGACGCAAGUUAUACUUUCAUGUUGACGACAAGCACCUGUUUGUUACUUCUUGUUUGGAGUUCAUUCUGGAACUUGUUGCGAAGUAUAAGGGCAACAACAAAGAUGAUGUGAAGUGCUUCACUGAUGUGAUCACUUGGUAUAUUCAUGUUCGUAAGUUGCUGCUGAGUUUUAUUCCUAAAGUCUAUGAAGUGAAGAAGUGA
Lactuca saligna is the source of this 378-nucleotide messenger RNA. The record is from the annotation of a GenBank genome assembly. NCBI's taxonomy places the organism in Eukaryota, Viridiplantae, Streptophyta, Magnoliopsida, Asterales, Asteraceae.